UAGAGGAGGGGACACACACUCACUCACCCACACACCCACACACACAGAGCAGCGCAGGUGGUGUCAUGGCGCUGAGGGCGGCCGCUCGGCUGCUGUUCGCUGCAAAUAGCUGUUCGAGUAGAUGGUGUUGUCGAGUCCAGUGGCGAUGGCAUUCAACUGCAGCAGUGACGAAGGGAGAGGUAGACGACAUCAAAGAAAACGUUCAACUUAACAAAAGGAAACCCAAGACUGGAAUCCUCAUGUUGAACAUGGGUGGACCUGAAACGUUAGAUGACGUGCACGAUUUUUUACUCCGGCUUUUCUUGGACAAAGAUCUUAUUCCUCUUCCUGCUCAAAGCAAACUCGCUCCUUUUAUUGCAAGACGUCGUACUCCUAAGAUUCAGGAACAGUACCACAGGAUAGGUGGCGGAUCCCCAAUUAAAAUGUGGACAGCCGUGCAAGGAGAUGGCAUGGUGAAACUGCUCGAUGAAUACUCCCCAGAGACAGCACCGCACAAGUUUUACAUUGGUUUCCGGUAUGUGCAUCCAUUAACAGAAGAAGCAAUAGAAGAGAUGGAGAAGGAUGGGAUUGAGAGAGCAGUGGCUUUCACACAGUAUCCGCAGUACAGCUGUUCUACCACAGGAAGCAGCUUGAAUGCAAUUUACCGAUAUUAUAGUGGCAGGAGGACAGCCCCGAAGAUGAAAUGGAGUACUAUUGACAGGUGGCCAACGCAUCCAUUAUUAAUUCAGUGUGUUGCAGAUCAUGUAUGGCAAGAACUUGAUCGAUUUCCAGCUGAGAAAAGGGCUGACGUGGUCAUUUUGUUCUCUGCGCAUUCACUACCUAUGUCUGUGGUGAAUCGAGGAGAUCCGUAUCCUCAGGAAGUAGGCGCAACUGUCCAAAGAGUCAUGGAAACGCUGAAUUUCUGUAACCCCUACAGGCUGGUUUGGCAGUCUAAGGUCGGUCCCUUGCCUUGGCUUGGCCCUUCGACAGAUGACACGAUUAAAGGGUUGUGUGAGCGAGGCAAGAAAAACCUACUGCUAGUGCCUAUAGCUUUCACCAGUGACCACAUUGAAACUCUACAUGAACUUGACAUUGAAUACGCUCAAAUCUUAGGCAACAAGUGCGGUGUAGAAAAUAUUAGGAGAGCAGAGUCACUCAAUGGAAAUCAACUUUUUAUUAAGGCACUAGCAGACCUCGUAAACACUCACCUCAAAUCAGCAGCAACUUCUUCCAAGCAGCUGAGUCUACGCUGCCCACUUUGUGUUAACCCUGUUUGUGGAGAGACCAAAGCCUUCUUUGCUAAGCAGAAUCUGUGAAAUGGCUCUUGCCAUCAGUUUGUAUCUCCUCCAUAGGUAACGUGAGCUGACGUGAUCACCAGCUUUGGUCCAUUUCCAAUAUCUUGAGUUGACUUCUUGGUUGAGCUUGAAUGCUUAUAUUUGCCCAUUUGUCUCUGAAACUGCUAUACCUUUGUUGCAACGAUACUUAACAUGGAAACUGCACAGUUUCCCUGUCCAAAACUCUGUUACAUUUAAUACUAUUUGACCGCAAGGACAAGCAACUGCAGCAGACACUAGAUAAAACUUGAGUCUGACUUUCUUUAUUUUAAAACAAAGCCUAAAUAUCAACAGUGUUAUCACAGCAAUUAAUUAAGACUUCUGUGAAGUUCAUGAAAGUGAGAGCUCAGCACUGAUCCCAAACUCUUGUGUAAAACUAAAGCUUAACAGUGUUAUUCAUGCACUACUUUUGUUACACAGCUAAGGGUUUUGUUUUUCUUCCAUUAUUUUUUUCAUCUGACAUUUUAUUUAGUCAGGGAGAGUAGACUUGAUAUGACGUGCGUAUACACGACUAUUAAUAAGAUGUUUACUUUGACAGAUACUGACACUUUUGUUUAAUAUGUACACAAUAAUAAUGAAUGUAUUUAGGUUUAGCCACAGUGCACUGAACAAAUUUAAUCACUCCGCUCAUGGCUCGCUAGUAGUUCUGACGCGUUUGCAGGAAUUGGUGCUGGGAAAAUAUUAGCUAUUUCCAAAAACACAAAUGGGAGGGAGUCUGGCUGGGAAUGAAAAGGGGAAUAUUUCAAAGGGAAUGGAAAACUGCAGUUUCUUAAACUAUUGCGGUCAAUGAAGGGGUUUGACUGUGUGAAACGGUAUUAAGUGCCCAAGAAUUACCUGGGUGAAAGAAGACCCAAAGUCCAUCCAGUUCGCCUUCCACUAUCCUGGCAGUCGCUUGCUCAUGUCGUGUCCCAAACUAUAUAUUGUAUCCCAAGAUAAUACUAAUAUUCCUUGCAUUUGAUGUAGCGCUUUUCACGUCUUCUAAACGUCUCAAAGCGCUUCACAGAAUAUACUGUAAAGUGAAUUGACUGUAUAUAUGUGGGUGAAACGCAGCAGAAUUGCGCACAGCAGUGUCCCACAAACAGUCGUGGAUUGAAGUGACCAAUUUUUUUUUUUUUUCUUGAGGGAUUAUUAUCAGGCGUGUGGAGUAAGAAAACUAGCCAAAGAUUUUGCCCGGUCGGGAAUUGAAUCCAAGUCUCUCGCUUGUGAGGCGAGUGCUGUAACCACUGAGCUACAGGACUCCAUUUCUGUUUUUUCCUUAGCUAAUUUGUUCUUGAAAGACUCAACACUUUCUGUCUCAACAUAAUAUGUAGGAGCAGGUUACCUAGGGAGCCAGUUCCAUAUGUUUAGUCUUAUCCUCACCCUCAUUUUCAAGGCCAUCAAUGGCCUUCCUCCCCUCCUACCUCUCUGACCUGCUGACUCCCUACCAAUCUGCCCGUUCCCUCCAUUCAAUGGACUCCGACCUGCUCAUCUCUCCGCCCGACCCGCCCUACCAUCGGUGGCCGGGUUUUCAGCCUCUCUGCCCCCACACUCUGUAACUCCAUCCCACGGUCCCUUUGCUUCGCUUCCUCCCUUUCCUCCUUCAAGGCCGGUCUCAAGACCCUCCUCUUCGAUCGUGCCUUCAGUCGCCCUCCCACCUCUCUGCCUUCCCUCACCCCUGCCCUACUCCUCCCCCAGGCUCGGGUCCUGACCCCUGACUAUCCAGACCUUGGCAGAUCUUCUCGACGUGAAAGGAGCUCCAUAAAUGUAAUUUUGUUGUUCAUACUCGCUCACUGAAACAGUUUCCACAGAUAUGUACUGAAUUUAUCCCAUUCAAUCACAAUGUCGACGAACACUCCCAAAUUACUGAAUUUUGCUCUUAACGUAAGGUGGUAACUUAUUUUUAAGAGUUGGAAGACUUGCUUGCAUUCACCAUUUAAAACACAAGAGUAAUGUCUGUAUAAUGUCCCAUCAGGUUUGAUCCGCUCCCUGCUUUCUAUAUUGGAAAUAUCUUCCCUCCCCCCUCCGAUCCUAUUGUACUCUUUUGUGUGAAUAUAUCUGAGUGUAUUUUCUCCCUCUGAGUUUAUUUGUAAACAGGAUAGUUAGAAGAAGAAUUACAACGUGUUGACUUAGCAUUGAACCUCCUAUACCAUUGCUGUGCCAGACAAGCUGGGUACUUCAUCUCUUAACAGUAAUUAGUUGUACAUGUAACAUAGGGCUUAUGAAAUGGUUGCCUCUUCCUGAUCGAUUUCAAUAAGGGAAAAGUGUACAAAUUCAGCUGUGUUGCAUCUAGGAGGUGAAACUAACAUUCCAGCAUAGAUUAGCUAGUGACCAACCUGCUUCUGUUGGUGAGACAGUUGUGUGAUUUGUUUCCUGUCAAUGAUUCUCACUCUACUCAACAGCUCACCUGAACAAGCUUUUGUAUGGACAUCAGUUUUGUGAGAUAGGGUGACAGCUGCUGUCUAAACAAAUGCCCUGCCUCUUGCUAUCUCUUCCAACCGUAUCCUCUUGCCCAUAUGAUACCGUCUGUUCUCCUCACAUACACACCACACACAAACCCCGACCCACUAAAUGUUCUGUUUGAUUCUCUGUUGCACUACUCUGCUCACACUGGUAGCCUGACAACAUCCAGGGUCCUGAAGGGUGGCAACUUGGCCAAGGGACCGGAGGUGCUUGUGGAAGCAACUCCUUCUCGAGGAGAAGCAGAAAGAAAACUUGUCAAACAGACCCACUAAUGUGCGGGUGCUAAAAGUGCCUAGUGGUACAUGUUUUUUUUGUUCUGUUAUUCUUUGAUUAUAGGUACACAAAUAGAAAGAAGAGCCUUUAUUUGUGCCUUAUCACAUCAAAUGUCUCAAAGUGCUUUACAGUUCUUACUGUUGAUGGUAGUGACUAUUUUGUAGGUAAAUGUUUAUGUCAAUAAAUCUGCUUGUGUUUUAAGAUGAAUUACCCAUCCUGGCGUUUGCUCUCCCUGAUGGACCCCAUCUUGCUUACCUAAUUCUGGGGAGCAGGUUAGCAAGAGCCAAGGUUUGGGAACCCCAGAGUGUGCAUUUGGGUUACUACUGGAGUCUAACCAGCUAACCGCAUGAGAACACUGUCUGGAAACCUCUUUGUGAAUCCUUGUUUGCGUAACAUUUAAAGCAGUGCAGAAUUGAAUGGAGAGCAGAUAAUUUGAGCGGUGGAGACAUAGCUAAAUACUAACAACGUUAAUCUGGACUUCCAUAGUGAUAGAAACGUUUUGUCUGAAACCAUUGUCUUUUAAUAAGAAACCAAUGAAUGUAACUCUUAAAGAAUAGAUUGAAGAUGUAUCGCAUUAUGAUACAGAUUAUUUUUUGUGUGAUGCCGAGUGUCUGUGGAAUUGAAAACAAUGUAUUAAAUUCCAGACCUAAAUACAGGAACUGUUGACAAGUA
This is a messenger RNA of Callorhinchus milii (elephant shark), 4697 nucleotides long. It is a transcript of the gene fech, whose product is annotated as ferrochelatase. The transcript has 11 exons. The record is from RefSeq and is a predicted model, not a curated record. Lineage: Eukaryota; Metazoa; Chordata; Chondrichthyes; Chimaeriformes; Callorhinchidae. Gene Ontology annotation, biological process: heme biosynthetic process. Gene Ontology annotation, molecular function: protoporphyrin ferrochelatase activity. Bases 66 to 1295 code for a protein of 409 amino acids.